This is a messenger RNA of Schistosoma intercalatum, 3774 nucleotides long. Lineage: Eukaryota; Metazoa; Platyhelminthes; Trematoda; Strigeidida; Schistosomatidae. The record is from the annotation of a GenBank genome assembly.
ACAAGGACGUAAUGGGGAGCGCGUUUCAGAUUCGUCACCAAUGAGGUGUUGUGUUUGCAGUUUGGAGUUCCAAAAUCCAUCCAAUUCUCUGAUUUUAUGUGGCAACUGCAAUACAAUUGUUCAUCAGGGAUGUUAUGGCGUACCGAAACUAACUGGUGUUAAUAACUGGUUUUGUAGGAAAUGCGAGUCGCAAGUUCGCAUGAGCAAAAUCCGUUGCGAUUUGUGCCCAAUUAAGGAUGGUGCAUUUAAACGCAGCAACGGCGUUCGAUGUGGUUGGGCCCAUAUCAUCUGUGCAAUAUACAUACCUGAAGUAUUUUUCACUGAUCUUAGCACCAUGGAGCUUAUAUCAGUUGAAAACGUGAUGCCUGAUAGGCUUGGCCGGUCGUGUAUAUUUUGCGAAAGAAAUCAACGAAGCUCUCUAGCGAACUACGGAGCUUGUAUCCAGUGUGCGUGGAAAAAUUGCCGUUUAUACUUUCAUGUUUCUUGUGCUAGUGCAGAAGGUUUACUUAGCGAGUUACCUGCAACGGAAGCGCAUACAUCUUUAUCAAUUGCCGAAAUAUUAUUCAAGACAACUGAUAAAAAUAAAACUCCGCUUAAUUUAUCAGAUGAUUCCACUGAAUUAUCUAAAGAAAUGAAUCAUAGUUGUGAACAACAAUCUUAUAGAUAUCAAUUAAAUGGUUUUUGUUGUUCGCAGCAUAAAAAGAAAUUCAUGUCUGAAGCUUCCAAUCUGAACUCAAUUCCUGCUAUUUCUCACGGCACUGAUGUUAACAAAGGAUGUAAGUCCCCUACGACUGAAUUGUCUUGUGAAAUGAAUAACCAACCUCCUAGACGCCGAUCUUCUCAGCUGCGUCUUUCUCAGCGACCAUAUACUUCAGAUCCAAACAGAACAGAUGAGAUUAUUAACACUCAAGGCGAUUUAAAAAAUGAUGGGAGGACUACGUCGGAAUGCAAAAGUGAAUUUAGUCAUCAAAGCUCAUCUACAGUACAGAAAGAUCAAAUUUAUAGUGAAACUCGCUCUCCUGGAUCUACAACAACCGACUGCCCAAAUGUUAAACGGAUCAAAAUAGAUGUAAACUUAAGUAAAGACAAAAUUGCUGAGGUUAUUGAUACAGAACGAGUUCUUACAUCUCCGUCAUCAUCAGCAACAACAAACAAUCAAUCGGCUGUGAAUAGUCUAAUUACAUCAUCCCAAAGUUCCGUUACUGAUUCCACUAUCCCUGUAACUUCUCAGGAAAAUUUACCCCUAAUACUACCGCGUCGACCUUUAUCAUUACGGGGUUUAGGCAUUUCUUGUAAUUCGAAGAAUAGUUCAGUUUUAAAUAAUAUAGCUGGAAUGUAUGUUGACUCGCCAUUGGCGCCUACAAAUAAAGUCUCAAUCUCAGCAAAAUCGGAUAAUUCAUUUCCACCUACAUUAGCUACAAUGCAUGAUUUGUUAGAAUGGCAAUGGGAUCAAGCUGGAGCUUUACUAAUGCAACAGGCAAAAAAUACAGAUGUUGUUACGUUACUGGAUUGUUUGCAUCAAUUAAAAUGUGAAAAUGAUAUUCUUGAAGCUAAAUUAAUUCGUCUUACAACAAGACAUGAGCAUUUGAAAUCUGUGAAUGCUCGUUUGUCUGAUUCACUUGCUACAAUGGAAUCUACAAUGGUAAUGAACUCUCCAAAACAUGAAAUUUCCGAACAAAAUUCUACUGGAGUCAAUAAUCUUACAAAAAAGUCAAAUCACCAUUUCGCCCAUCCUUUGGAUACUAAUACUGCCAUUACUUCUAAUAUAACGACCACUACACAGAGUUCACAUAUAUCUACAAUCUUACAUUCUAUUGAUCAGGAAUCUCAUCAACUUCAGUUAUCCGACAAUGUCACUAAAAAUUCUUCGAAUCAAUCUGUCACAUUGGUCAACAAUUACAAUGAUCCAUCUUUUGCAAAAUAUUCAACUAAUGGAAAUAGAAAAGUUCCAAUUCUACCGAAAGACUAUACUACAACUUGUUCCAAUUUAAAUUUAAAACAUGAUUCAACAAAUCUUAUGGAUAAUCUAGGAUCAUUUGAUAAAAUUCACUCAACCAAUUGUUUAAAUCAUACUCAACCAGUAUUUUGUACAUCAUUAGAUUAUUCGAAGUCCUCACAUGAAUCACAUUUAAGCUAUUCAAAUCUAAUAAAACAUCAACCGAAUACAUUUCUAAAUGAUUCUUUCACUCCACAUAAUAAUAAUAAUAAUAAUAAUAAUAAUAAUAAUAAUAAUAAUAAUAAUAAUAAUAAUCAAACUAGAUCAACCUUUGACUAUCUAUCCAGUUCAUGUUCUUCUUCUACGUUACCGUCAACAAAUCCUACAUAUUUUACUAAAAGUGUUGAUCAUAAUGAUUUGCAGGAACUAAGCGCUCGUUUAAGUUCAGCGAUAGCUGCUCGACAACCUCAGUCAUCAAAAAGUACUAGUUCAGCUAUGCCUUCAUGUCCUGUGUUGCCUAAGAAUUCUGGUCAAAGCAAAAAAAACAGCAAAGUUGUUACAUCUGCUCAAUCAUCAUCUUCAAGUAAAUUACCGAUACCUCCGUUAAAUUCUGGUUCAUUGGUCAAUUGCAUUUCGAAAUUAGACACAUUAACUAGUUGUCAUAAUUUCUGUCCUACGAAUUCGAAUAACGUGCAACCUACAACAGCAUCUAAUAAUUCAACUAAAUCAUCAUAUUCCAGUGAUCAAGCUUCUAUACAAUCACAAAGUAACCCUUUAUCUUUUAUGAUAUUGACAUCACCAACAAUUUCGGAAAUACAUAAUCAUAAUAUUCCAUCUUCAACAAAUCAAACAAUUAUUACAUCUAAUGAAAUUCUCUCUAAUGAAUUAAAUACAUUUGAGCCAUCAAUAAUCGUAGCAACUAAUUCAAAUUCAGUUAGUCUAUCCAAUGAUUGUAAAACAAGUUUAACUCAUUGAAUAAUAAUUCAGUACGGACAAGGUUUUUUUUUUGUUAUAUUGUUUUAUUCUUAUUUAUAGUUGAUGUUCAAUUUCCAAGUUUACUUUUUUUUUCUUCUUCUCCUUCGUUUUCUAAAUGGAUGUAUGUUGUUGUUUGUUUAUUUAUUUAAAUUUUACUAGAGUCAUGUACACUUUUUAGGAAUUUAAAAUCUGUACUAAUCUCAAAUAACUUAAAGCAUAUAUAUAUAUAUCAUCCUAGGAAUUUUCUAACUGUUUAGUAUCGUUUUCUCUUGUAUUAUUACUAAUUCUAUAAUUGAAAAUUUGUUAUUAAGAUAUAUUUAUUUAAGGAAAUUAUCUAUUGUCUUUUUUAAAGGAAAUGUUUGUUUUUGUUUUUAUAUUUAAAUACGCACCCCAAUAUAAGUGACUCAAUAAAUGUAUUUCCCCCCCCCCCCAAUAUGGCAGCCAUUCGAAGCAGAGAAAAACAAAAUUCAAACAGUUUCUGCUAAAGAAUAAAAAUAAACGAUGUUUUUCCUCCUUUUUUUGUUUUUGAUAUUCCCAAUUGUGGUUAUAUUACAUCACCUCGUUUGUUUUUUUGUUGUUUUUUUUUGAUGAAUAAUUUACAAUUAGGUUUCGUAGUUUUUUUCAUAUUAUUAGUUAGUAGUGUUAUUUUCAUUUUAAAUAAAGUUUCUUGUAUAAUGAAUAGGAUUUUUCAAAUAAUCAUUUGUAUUAUGUUGGUCAACUAUAAAGUUUUGUUAUAAUGUUGUAAUAUUUAAAUUGAAACGCUCUUUUGAAACGUUGGACACCAUUCUUUUUAAAAAUAGAAAUUCAUCAUUUAGUAAUUUAAAGUUAUUUAUUUAUAAAAUAUAAAAAAAUUAUUUAUCUUC